Messenger RNA from Acomys russatus (golden spiny mouse), 1258 nucleotides. RefSeq names its product phosphoinositide-3-kinase interacting protein 1 (gene Pik3ip1). The transcript has 6 exons. The record is from RefSeq and is a predicted model, not a curated record. Bases 3 to 794 code for a protein of 263 amino acids. Lineage: Eukaryota; Metazoa; Chordata; Mammalia; Rodentia; Muridae.
GGAUGCUGCUGCCUUGGGUACACACAUUUCUUCUCAGCAACAUGCUUCUGGCAGAAGCCUAUGCAUCUGGAGGCUGCUUCUGGGACAACGGCCACUUGUACCGGGAGGACCAGCCCUCGCCCGCGCCGGGUCUCCGCUGCCUCAACUGGUUAGCCGCACAAAGCAGCCUCGUGUUGCUCGCCGAGCCCAGCCCCGGCAACCACAACUACUGCCGGAACCCGGACCAGGACCCGCGCGGGCCCUGGUGUUACAUCAGCAGCGAGACCGGCAUCCCUGAAAAGCGGCCUUGCGAGGACGCGCAUUGCCCAGAGACCACUUCCCCGGCACCACUAGCCUCUACAAGGGAGCUGCAAGAGAAGUCUGAGGCACCGGGUGACGAUGAGGCACAGGUGUUCCCUCCUGCUAACGCCCUGCCAGCCAGGAGUGAGGCAGCAGCAGUGCAGCCAGUGAUCGGGAUCAGUCAGCGUGUGAGGACGAACUCCAAAGAAAAAAAGGACCUGGGAACUCUGGGCUAUGUGCUGGGCAUUUCUAUGAUGGUGAUCAUCAUCGCCAUUGGUGUGGGCAUCAUCUUGGGCUACACUUACAAGAGGGGGAAGGACUUGAAAGAGCAACACGAGCAGAAAGUGUGUGAGAGGGAGAUGCAGCGGAUCACCCUGCCCCUGUCCGCCUUCACCAACCCCACCUGUGAGAUCGUGGACGAAAAGACCAUCAUUGUGCACAGCAACCAGACUCCUGCUGACCUGCAGGAGGGUAGCACCCUCCUCAUAGGCCAGGCUGGCACCCCUGGGGCCUGAGCCCCUUCAGUGGGCAGGUGCCCAUGCAGACACUGGUAUAGGACAGGCCAUUCUCCUGCUGUUGGGAGGAGCUACAUUUUGUGUUGUGGUUAAAACCUUAUCCUAUUUUUCUUUCCAGGGGGAAUGUGAGUCCUCAUGACACAAGCAGAAGCAGGUAGCAUUAUGGGUGAGGGUAAGGAGACUGGGUAGGGUCCCAUGGGUGCGCCUUUUCUAUCCCUUGGAGCAGGCUUUGCCUGCAGAUGGAGACUGGCACAGUAACCAAAGUGGUGCUGUGGCAAAUAAGGGCUUCCACACAGUCUGGGCCAGAGAAAGACGGGGAGCUUGCCAAAGCUCUUCCAUGCUGUAUACUUAGGGUGGCCUCAGUCUCUGCCUUCCCAUUUGUCACCCAGGAACUUGAGUGGCGUAUACUGUUAUUCAUAGUUAAGGUCAAGCAGGUCGUGCAGGAGGCAGCAUUAAAAAUGCAU